Molecule: messenger RNA, 5003 nt
Organism: Frankliniella occidentalis (western flower thrips)
Lineage: Eukaryota; Metazoa; Arthropoda; Insecta; Thysanoptera; Thripidae
Product: mediator of DNA damage checkpoint protein 1
Cellular component (GO): MLL3/4 complex
Source: RefSeq, a predicted model, not a curated record
CUGUGGCGUCAGAUUCAGAAACUGAUGAUGAGGGAGUCUAUGGUGCUUGCACAGAAGCACCAAGGAAAAUGGAUGACAUCCAUGAUGCUAAAACCCAAAUGCUUGAGAAACCCACAGACAAUGAUGAUUGUGAAGAGCAGGCUACCUCCUUAGUACAUAACAAAAGUGCUGGUAAAUCUGUCAAUAUCCAUGAGGCUGCAACCCAAAUGGUAGAUACUGGUGUGUCGGACUCAGAAACUGACGAUGAGGGCGUCUAUGGUGCUUGCACAGAAGCACCAAGGAAAAUAGAUGACAUUCAUGAUGCAAAAACACAAAUGCUCCAGGCUCCAACAGACAAUGACGAAUAUGAGGAUCAGGCUACCCCAUCAAUAGCAAGCCAAACAACAGGAAAUUCUGUUAAUAUCCAUGAGGCUGUAACCCAAAUGGUGGAUACUGUUGUGUCUGACUCAGAGACUGAUGAUGAGGGAGUUUAUGGUGCUUCCACAGAAGCACCAAGAAAAAUGGCUGACAUUCAUGAUGCAAAAACACAAAUGCUUGAGGCAGCCACAGAUAAUGACAAUAUAGAAGAGCAAGCUACCAACUCGGUAGGAAACAAAACUGCAGGUAGAUCUGCCAAUAUUCAUGAGGCUGCAACCCAAAUGGUGGAUUCUGUUGCCUCCGACUCAGAAACUGAUGAUGAGGGAGUCUAUGGUGCUUGCACAGAAGCACCAAGGAAAAUGGAUAACGUCCAUAAUGAUAAACCCCAAAUGCUUGAGGGGCCCACAGACAACAAUGAUCGUGUACAGCAGGCUACCUCCUCAGAAGAAAACAAAACUGCAAGUAGAUCUGUUAAUAUCCAUGAGGCUGCAACCCAAAUGGUGCAUACUGUUGUGUCUGACUCAGAAACUGAUGAUGAGGGAGUCUACGGUGCUUGCACAGAAGCGCCAAGGAAAAUGGAUGACAUCCAUGAUGCAAAGACACAGAUGCUCCAGGCACCCACAGAUAAUGACAAUAUAGAAGAGCAAGCUACCAACUCAGUAGGAAACAAAACUGCAGGUAGAUCUGCCAAUAUUCAUGAGGCUGCAACCCAAAUGGUGGAUACUGUGGCCUCUGACUCAGAAACUGACGAUGAGGGUGUCUAUGGUGCUUGCACAGAAGCACCAAGGAAAAAUAAUGACAUUCAUGAUGCUAAAACCCAAAUGCUCCAGGCACCCACAGACAAUAAUGAAUAUGAGGAUCAGGCUACCCCAUCAAUAUCAAGCCAGACUAUAGGAAAAUCUGUUAAUAUCCAUGAUGCUGUAACCCAAAUGGUUGACACUGUGGCCUCUGACUCAGAAACUGACGAUGAGGGCGUCUAUGGUGCUUGCACAGAAGCACCAAGGAAAAUGGAUGACAUCAUACUGUUGUGUCUGACUCAGAAACUGAUGAUCGGGGAGUCUAUGUUGCUGGUUCAAAAGUACCACAAACUAAGGAUGACAUUCAUGAUGCUAAAACUCCAACACUUGAAGAAGGUACACAAAAAAAUAGCACUGAAGAUUUUGCUUCUUCGUCAAUUAACGCCAAAAAUUUUCAGGCUAAAAAGUGUAGCCCUAAAAAGAGGUUGUCUCUAUGUAGAAUGAAGAAGAAAGAUACAAGUAGUGCUGCUGCUUCUCAUUCAACGGUAACUCAAGGAAACACUGUAAAUGUUAUUGAUCCCGAAGAAGAUCUGUUUUCUGCAGCUACCCAGUUGAUACCUCAGCCUGUUGUAAACCAUGGUUCUUCUGGGGGCACAGAUGAAAAAGAUGAUUUCUGUUCUGCAGCUACUCAAAUUUUAUGUAGUCCUGGCCGUAGGAAGUCUGUACGUGGUGGUCAUUCUAAGACUGGAGAAGAUGCUUUUACUGCAGGUACAAAAACUUUACCUCAUCCACAACAAGAGAUGUCUGCACCUAGUGUUGAAUCUGUGGUAAAAGAGGAUAUUUUCACUGCAGCAACUCAAAUUUUGCCUAGCCCUUCUCGAACAAAGCCUUUAGCUAAUGGUCAGUCUAGGGAGGAAGAAGAUAUUUUCAGUGCAGCUACUCAAAUCUUGCCUAGUCCUGGUCCAACGAAGUCAGUUUCCUGUGACCAAGAAAAGAUCUGUAUUGCUGCUACUGAAGUUUUAUGCAGUCCAAGUAGUAGCAAGUCUAUACCUGCUGAGAAGUUAAAUGUGAAAAAUAGAACAUCAUCCAGCCCAAGUGCAAAGAAGAUUGAGAUAGUAGCAAUGCCUGUGGUCUCUAAAAGCCCUGGUAAAAUUCCACCUACUUUAGCUCUUAAUCUCAACACAAAAGCAGAACAGAGAGAAGUGUCAGACCAGAUAGAUGAGCACCCUCCUAAAGUUUCAAAUAUAAGACAAGUCAACAGAACUAGAACGACACGCCAAAGAAGUCAGCCCAAGAACUCGAAAAAUUUUAAAAUGUUGGGAUCGUCUUCUCCUGAGGCUGAUAUAGAAAACACAAGCUCAGAUUCUGUCAAAUCUAUUGAUCAUAUGAUAGAUGAUGAUGAUGAUACUGACAAUAUUCAUGAUUUGGCUGUUAAUACCUCAAAGACUCUUCAGAAACCAACCAGUGGUACCAAGAAAGAAAAAAUUCUCUCCCCUGCAAUGUUAACUGCUUCUCUGAAAGCAGUUAGUCCUAUCAUUGGCCGAAGCUCUGGAAGAAGAAGCUUAUCCCUGUCUCGAUCUCGCUGUAGCAAUGUGUCCGAGUUUGAAAGUUCAACCAAAGAUAAAACUACAGAUUUACAUUUAAGUGAUUCUCAAGCUAGCUCAAGUGCGAUUUCUCAACAUAGGGUAUCAGGAGUGACACCCCUAAUCUCUGUGACAAGUGACACGGCAGCUGAUCCCCUGCCUUUGGAGAAUGGAAGUUUUGAAGUCAAAAAGGAAAGAUUGAGAAGAAGUGUCAGGAAUAAUCAGAAUAUUGCAUUUAAAAUGGAAGCAGAUGAGAAGCUCGCAAGUAAUGACUGUUUAUCUGAGGAAAUUUGUAAUUCAAAUGAAAUGACUACUUCUAUUCUCAAGUUAAAACCAGACGCUGGAUCAAGUCGUAAAUCUGUAAGUUUUGUAGCAUCUAAUACAGUGGCAUCUAUGGAAAAAGUUGAAAAGGACAAAAAGUCACCUAAAAGUGAGAAUAUUAAGAAGACUUCAAGCAGUUCACUUCCAAUUCACAUACAAUGUGGUAAAAAUGAAGUACCUGAUGGCAAACUGAAUGAGGAUCAUGCACCACCUCUCGCAAAUGUUAAAUCCAAUAAAACUGGGAAGCAGAAAGGUUAUAGUAAGGCAAAUCAAGAAACUAGUAACCAGAAAUCUGACUCUCAAGACAGUUGUAUGUCUGAAAGAAUUGCUGAGGGUGAAAUAUCUGAACCUAAUAAAACUACCAAUAGGAAAUUGAGUCGUGAAAAGAAGCAGCCCGCUAGUCUUGAGAUCAAAAAGGAAUCAAAGAUUAAUGAUGAAUCAGUGGACUUUGCCAAGCCAAAACCUGCCCAGAGAAAUCAAAGAACAUCUAAAAGGAAGGCUGAAAAUGUUCCUUUGACCGAGGAAUUAUCCAGUCAAACAUCUAACAGUUCACAGGAAAGUAGUGCAUCAGAUAUUGGUACAAGAAGGUCAACUCGUGCCAAGAAACAGCGAAUCUCUGAGAGCUCGGAUGACGGUUCUAUUGCAGAAUGUCAGGCAAAGAGACCAAAUAAAUCAAGGAAAGCUAAAAAUGCAUCAAAUAGCUCACUGGCAAGUUCUUCAGAAAGCCUGACUUCCAUAUCUGAUGUUGAACCCCAAACAGCAACCAGAAAAUCAAGUCGGUCAAGAAAAUUACCGACAAAACUAAUUGAGGACACAACAGUGACUACUCAAGAGCAAAGUUCAUCUAGAACCACUAGUAGGAAAGGUACACAGAAUAAUACUGAAGGAGAAAGUAUUGAGAAGAAAGAAAGUAGUGUAAACUCAAUAACUGAUAGAGGGAGAGGUAGAAGAUCUAGUAACAAGAAACUUGCUGUUCCAGAAGAAGAGGAAACGAAAGUCAAAGGUGUGAAACGAUUACCUGCUCCAUUAUGUGAAAAAGACAAUGUGGCUGGACCUUCAAAAAUUUCAAGACGAAGCACCACUUUGAAACCUGUUUUAGAAACCACUGUGGAAAAUUCAGUUUUAGAUAAUAGCUUAUUGUCUUCAUCAUUGAAAAGAGGACAAGAUGAAUCAUUUGCUUCUGAUGUUGAACAUGAGGUAAAGUUUCCCAAAGGUCGUCGAAACAGUGUUGCUUCAAGCUCUACUAGCCCUCGGAGAAGUCCUCGUCCUCGUCAGCAGAGCUUAAAAGGAACGGCAACUAACACUGCUCGUGUGUUGUUUUCAUUCCUCAAUAAUCCAAGACAUGAAAGUUUGGUGAAGCAGCUAGGUGGUGUUAUUGUUGAUAGUGUGGAAUCAGCAGAUGUGCUAGUGACUGACAAAUUGAGGAGGACAGUAAAAUUGCUGUGCUUUCUGGGUAGAGGACUUCCGAUUGUUGGUCCUCCAUGGCUUCUACACUCGAAAGCGGCUGGCCGAUUACUUGACCCAUGGGAACACAUUCUUACUGACCAAGAGUCAGAAAUGAAAUUCAAUGCUAAUCUGAGUGAAUCCCUCAAGAAAUCUGGACAGAAUCCAAUUUCGCAAGGAUACCACAUAUAUGUCACAAAAAAUGUGAAACCAAUACCUGAAGAAAUCAAAGCAAUUGUCACUAGCUGUGGUGGAGUUAUUUUGCCAAGAGCUCCAUCAGCUUGGCCAGCAAAUAGCAAAGCUAUUUCAUGUGUUGAAGAUAAAACCACAUGGACCAAAUAUACUAAAAAAAUUCCAAUUGUGUCACCGGAAUGGCUGCUUGAAGGAGUUUUAAGACAGCAACUCAAUUUAGAAGACCAUCGUUUGAACUAGAUCUAACAUUUUAAAAAUUGAUCGUGAUUCUGUCCAUGUAAAUUUCUUUCAUGUAAAUUAUGUUUUUUGUUUUUUUGUAUUGUAAGGGGAGUUAUAAGAAUUGAGAUAUUAAAAGUGCCUUUACUUAGUA